Anopheles stephensi (Asian malaria mosquito) is the source of this 4368-nucleotide messenger RNA. RefSeq lists its product as uncharacterized. The record is from RefSeq and is a predicted model, not a curated record. The transcript is spliced from 10 exons. Lineage: Eukaryota; Metazoa; Arthropoda; Insecta; Diptera; Culicidae. Gene Ontology annotation, biological process: monocarboxylic acid transport; transmembrane transport. Gene Ontology annotation, molecular function: monocarboxylic acid transmembrane transporter activity. The coding region runs from base 1389 to 4067 and encodes 892 amino acids.
AACCAACACAAGCAAACGGAGCGCCUGAUAACAAAUGUGCGCAGGAGUGGAAGAGCACUAUAGUGACCGUACACAUGCGAGUGGCCAGUGGCGGUGUCUCGUUCUGGUUGUUUUUCCCCCAUUUCUCGGUGGAAAAUUCGUGCUGCCUGCCAGAAGCAAAACGGUACUUGAACGGGAACGGUGGCCGGUCGUGUCGUGUCGUCGUAUAUUUGUCACCAUUUUUUUAUUUGAGGACCAACCACUCGGUGCACCCCCAGCAGCAGUUUGGUUGAGGCAGUCCUUGUUGUGUUUUGUGCGGCGACAUUCACCGAAACAAGCGCAGGCAAAGAAAAGUUUCCAAUUUGGCCGCCUCACGUUCCCCCCCAGGCAAAAUCCGUAUCAGCAUAACUGAAACCACCGAUUCGGGAAGCAGGCUCCCAAGGCUCUUCCAUAGGUUAAUCUCCUGUGUGUGUGUGUGUUUUUUUUGUCUCGUGGGUCGUACGGUGGCAGAGUAGCAAAUAGUUAGAUAAUUCAUUCCUAAUAAGCUGCGAGUAGCCUCAAACUAGGCUGUCCCCUCGGCACGGCGGGAGUUCCCAUUCCGCACUGUACGUUGUAUUUGUGGGGCGUUUUUCGAGUGUUACGUGGACAGGUUACGCCAGCAGAAACAGAUUGCCAAACAAGUAAAAGACAGGCAGGAUUGUGGUAGGACAACAACUUGAGUCCCCCCACUAGCUUUAACACUGGCAGUUCAACUGUCUCAAAGACAGUUUCGGUGAUAGUAUUACAUAAACACCUCUCGUAGAACUCCCCUCUCAUUUGGGGACUUGUGUAGAGGCGUGCCACAUGCACAAGUAGCGCAAUUACUAGCAAUUCAGCGGACAGAAGACAGUAUUAGGGUCCUGCCGUGUAGCACCAGCGAGCGACGGUAGUAGAAGUCUCUAGAUGCUAGGAGCGAAAGCGAGCCCCCAAAAGUGACACCAGACAAUACAAAGUAGUAGGCGAGGUAGUAGUAGUAGCCACAGCUAGCUAUAUUCUAUCCGCGUCACGAGUGCUUCGAUAACAAAGGACUACUUCGAUCCGGACUGCGAUGCGCGAUUAGAUACGGUGUGCGGACGCCCUAGCAACGAUUUCAUUUCCGGACAGGAAAUAGAAGUAUUCUCUGUGUGCGUUAUAAAGUGGUCGCCAGCGUUCUCCCCGAGUGCCCCGAGCCAGCGCAGGAAUACGAACCAAACCAACCGUAUUGAAAAACCGCAACCCGGAGCCAUCUUCUCGGUGGAGCACAAUCCUUAACUGCCCGGCCACACACAGACACACACACCAAACGACCAAACAGAAGAAAAAAAACAUCCAAUUAGUCCAAUGAAACCAAGUUUCAAGAACGGAAAGUUCGCCACAUCCAUCUACGAAAAAUGUCUCUGCCAAAAGAAUGGAAUCUCCAGACAUCGCAGGAGUGUCUUAAUCAGUACCUGCGCCCACAAAGCCUCUUUUCGGAGGAUAUCGAAAUACAGCCCCACGCGGAUGAUAACCGACUCUUCGAUGGCGUCUACCAUCCAUCCAUACCGGAACAGCGAUGCCGGGCGCCUCUCAAUGCCGCCCUGCUGGCCGAGUUCGAGAACAGUGGAUCCAUGUUCUCGAUCCAGUCCGCACCGGUCGUCACGGCGUGCAAGCAGGAACCAUCCGCCACCAUCCCGAACGACACCCUGCCGACAGUACCGCCAAUGGCCCUGGUCGGCAAGUUUACCGGCGACGGCGACGGACGACGUGCAACGUACGGUGCGAACGACGGUGCGACGCUGCUCGAUGACUUUGGUGCACCACCACCACCGCAGCCAACAGUGGCCGGUGGGCGUAACGAUACCCUGCUCAGGCCGUCCUCACUCGCGCUCGAUACGCACUACAGCUUGGCAAAACCGGUGGAGCCCCAGCCGUCGACCGAGCUGGACGAGGAUGAUAACGAGAACCUGUUGACUGUUUCGAGUCUAACUGCGCGCCCGCUGAUAGCGAAAUCUCGUGAGAUCCGAAGCAAAAAACAAAAGCUUCAUAUCCAGAGGCAACGAAAGCAGGUUGCGUCCGAUACGAGCGAGGAUGACGACGAUAGCCCACCGGACGGUGGUUAUGGCUGGAUCAUCGUGUUCGGUGCAUUCUCGGUACAGUUUUGGGUGGCCGGACUGGUCAAAUCGUACGGUGUGCUGUACGUUGAGAUAAUGGAAAACUUCCCGAACGCAUCGGCAACGACCGCCUCCUGGAUACCGGCCAUCUUGUCGGCGCUGUGCCUGGUGCUGGCCCCCCUAUCCAGUGCCCUGUGUCAGCGCUUUUCCUGCCGGAUUGUGGUCAUCAUUGGUGGUGUGUUCUGCGGGUUAGGGCUGACGCUCAGCUACUUUGCCACCAGCAUGUACCAUUUGCUUUUCACCUUUGGAAUACUGACCGGUAUUGGUGGAGGUCUCUCCACAACGCCGGGGAUCGUUAUAGUGUCGCAGUAUUUUGAGAAACAUCGCGCCUUGGCGAACGGCAUCACCAUCUCCGGUACGGCAGCCGGAAGCUUCGUGUUUCCGAUGCUGAUCGAACGUUUGAUACAUCUGUUCGGUUUUCACGGCACUCUGCUCAUCCUUGGAGGUUGCAUGCUGCACGUGUGCGUGUCUGGCGCCCUAUACCGACCACUGGAGAAGAAGCAGGACAACCUGCUGGAACCAUCGAAGGAAGGUACGCAGUUCUCGUCCCGUAGCGACUUUCGCGAAAAUCUGGGCCACCUUAGCUCGUCCGAGGAUCACCUAAGCAAACGGUGCCUGGAGGAUCUGUUUCUGGACGAUCAGAACCGCAACAACAGCCUUACGCUCGACAACAAGUUCGUCAACAUUACGGAAAAAACGCUCCAAGAAAGUGAAGACGAACUGAAAGAUAUCCUCUCGAGUGCAAUCUUUCUUAAGCCCAUUUCGUCGAUCCGUAGCUGCAGUAUUCUGCACUCGGUCGAGGAUCUGAGCACCGAUUCGACCUGCGUCUAUAAGAACCGGGCCAGUGGCUAUGACUCCAAGCGGAACAGUAUGCGCUACAAACAGCACCAGCUUCACCAUCACCACCGGCAGGAGGCGCAGGCUCGCCCGCUGCAACCGGCCGACCAGCCGAUCGGCUCACAGACAACGCUGGGCCUGGUGGAAGGGCAGGGCGCGUGCGGGGAAGCUCCACUUCUGGGACCACUGUUGCUGGCACCGAACGAGCUGGACAAGACGGUUCAGGUGGUACCGGAAGCAGCGGCAGCACCAACGAAGACGAUGGCCGGCCCGAUACCGACGGUCAUGAGCUCGAACAACAUGUGCGCGAUGGUGCCGACCAAGGGGCUGGCACAGAACAACAAUCGGGGGCUGAGCAAGAGCAUGAUCAUACCCACGCCGGUGGGCGAUUUGGACGAGAUCUUUGACGAGGAUCCUUACACGGCAUACAACGCAACGUUGCUGGAGAAGAUUAGCCAAUAUCUGGACAUUACGCUCCUGCAGGACAUCACGUUCAUACUAAUGUGCCUCUCGGUAGCUUUAAUGUCGGUUGGAUGUCCGUAUAUGCUUUACUAUCUGCCAGCGUACGUCAUUUCGGCUGGAUACACCAAAUCGGAGGCAGGAUAUUUGGUUGCUGUCAGUGCGGCCUUAGACUUGAUCGGACGCCUUGCAUUGGGCUGGCUGUCGGAUUUGGAUCUGUUUGACCGGAAAAAGGCUUACAUUGUCUGUAUUCUAGGUGCCGGAACGGCCGUACUUACCAUCCCAUCCAGCAGUAACGCUUGGUUCGUGAUUGUGGUCAGUGCCGGAUGCUAUGGGCUUUGCUUGGGCAGCUGGUACCUGCUCGUUCCGGUACUGCUGGCCGAUCUGUUCGGGACGGAACGCAUUAGCUCCAGCUAUGGCUUGGUUCGGAUGUUCCAAAGUAUUGGUGCAAUCUCGGUGCCACCACUAGCAGGUUUGCUGCGCGACGUGUCCGGUGGGUAUGAGAUCUGCUUCUACUGCAUGGGGGUUUGUAUGGUAAUGGGGAGCGUACCGUUGGUCGCCAUCAUUGUGCGCGAUUCGAUCGCCCUGAAGGACAAGCGGCUCCAGCUGGACCGGACUGCUUAAACGGUGGACGGUUGCGCACAAACGCGCCCUUGUCGGACGGAGGGGCAGAUCAUCGUACGGAUCAUUUGGAGUACGCAAAUCCCGGGCACGGAUUCUUAGGACUGAACUAUCUGAUUGACGAUCUGCAGCUAAUAAUAAUAAUAAUAAUAAUAAUAGUAAUCUAAAGUAAUUCGGAAGAGUAACACAUAUUAAUACUAGAACGUAAGCAAUCUGAACCAAAAACCAAACCCAACACAGAAAAGAAGAACAAUAAAGGAAUAAAAAGAAGAGAAAAGCGUUUACAACUCAUGUGAACAUGAUA